CCAGACACGUUGCUCUGGGAGAAGCAACACGCGCCGCCUCAAUCGCAGUGCUGCUUCUCUCGCGCACGUAGCGCACAUCAGCUGCUCCCCGUGCAGGCGCCCUGGAUACAGCGCUGAACAAAGAGGCUGCUCUCUGCUCCAUCCUGCUAAGGUCAGUGAUGGUCAGUGCUGCUUAGCGGCUCCCUCCCGAGGAUGUCUGCUACCGACUCGGAGAGCUCCAUCGAUUGGCUGGCGACCGACAACGAGGAGGACGAGGACAAUGAGCUGGAUGUCGCGGCGCGGAGGCCCCUGGUGGAGGCGCUCCACCCGGGCAGGCGGGCCGACGCGGUGAAGAGGGUCUGGAGCGCGGCCGGCGGCGGCGGCGGCGGUGACGCCGCCAGGAGACCGGGUCAGACCACAGCGGGGGGAGAGGCGAGGAUGGCCAGGAACCCGCUGAAGAGGCCCCACGGCCUAGUGGAGGGCCCGCCGCCGCAGCCCCUCUCCAUCCAGGAGGGCCGGGAGCAGGUCUUCACCAGGAAGUGUAUGGCAUUACAAUGCUACAUUCAUCCGUUAUCGUCCAUCCUGAAUGGCCUUCGCUCGGGGAGAUACAGAGAACCUUCAGCCCCUCUGCAGAGACAACGUGACUCACGACGGACCUCCCCGCUUCCUCUGUGUACAGGACUCAGCAGUUUCCAGGAGAGCGUCGCCAUCGACAGGAUCCAGAGGAUCAUGGGGGUGUUGCAGAAUCCCUGCAUGGGUGAGAAGUAUGUCAACAUCAUUCUCAAGAUGGAGGACAUGCUGAAGAGCUGGUUUCCCAAUGUACAACCCCAAGACCAACCACCAGGCGCUCAGACGGAGCAUGAAGCUCCCCCUAAGAAACUCAAGCUCUCCUCCCCGGUGGGCACGGACCUGACCAGCGCCCCGUCCCUCGCCAGUGCCGGCGCUCCUGGCGUUCCCGCGGCACACAGCCCCACGGCCCUGCGCGUCCCGGACCACAGACCGCCCGGGGCCAAGUCGGUCGGCAGCAGACCGACGUGGCUCCACCCCUCCCCCAUCUGCUCGCCCAGCGCGGGACAGCCCCCGCCGCCCCCGCCGCCGCUGCCGCCACCCCCUCCGCAGCAGGCGCCGCCGCCCCGGGCCCUGGAUGGCCCCGGGCCCCAGCCUCCGGCCCCCAGAGACCAAGCGCUAACGCAGGACAGCGCGGUGUCCUCCAGCACGGACCGCUACGCGAAAACAGACGCUGCCGCUCCCCUGAAACCGCCCCCGCUGGGCAAAAAGAUCAACGCGCCCUGUCUGGAGAGGCUCCUCAAGUCCACCGAGAGCAUCAUCGGCCACAAGGCGUCGGGGCGCGUCGUGGGCGACAGUUAGUCCUAGCCCAGGGAGGCGGGUACGCCUAGCCUAGCCUUGCCUAGCCUUGCAUGCCCUACUGGGAGCCCGACAGCUCACUUAGUCCAUUCCAGCCUUCAAGAGAAGAGAGAGGGUUCACAGAGCACACCGUGGACCGUGUUUGAAGAGCAUGAGCAGCGUGUUGAGUGAACUGUGUCCUCUACACGGGAACGCGCCCUCCCUCAGCCGACGCCACUUCAGUUUAGAUCCGUUGGGUGAACUCUUUUUUUAUUUUGUUUGCACUGUCAGGUGUGUGUGUGUGUGUGUGUGUGUGUGUGUGUGUGUGUGUGUGUGUGUGUGUGUGUGUGUGUGUGUGUGUGUGUGUGUGUGUGUGUGUGUGUGUGUGUGUGUGUGGGGGGGGGGGGGGGGGAUGAGGAUGAAAAUGUAAUGACUGAGAUCCACAGCUUUGCUUUGUCAGCAAUUGUAGAAUUGUUGUAUUUCCGAGCUCGUAGAUGCAAUAAUAUCCCUUCAAAAUGUCUGCCACCAUGCUCGUAAAAAGGGAAUCUGGUUAAAAAGAAACGAGAGGGAACCUUUAAGUUCUAUAGAAACGUAACUGUACUCAAUUCAAGUCACUCUCUCGCUCUCCCCCUCUCUCUAUCACUCUCUCUCUCCCUCUCUCUAUCACUCUCACUAUCUCACUCUCAUGUCUCCACUCCUGUUUUUUUUGUUUUCUCCAUGUGACUGUUGACAUGUGACAUUUGUAUACUUAGAAUCAAAGUUGUUCUUGUACAACUGUUCUACCUCAACGGGGAACCACAUCCAUGUUUGUGGGUAGGACUGUAAACACUACAUUCUACUGGACCAGACCCCCCCCACGCACCGCCCCCCUUGCUAGAUCUGCAGUGACCAUCCAGGCCGUUGAGGGGGUGAGGUCUAGAUGGCGCGUUUCUUCAGCUCGUUCCAACGGCAGAUGCUCUCUCUCUCUCUUCUCUCGCUCUCUCCGUGGGGAUACUCGUUUGACCUCACUGGUGCCAUUGUUAAGAAUGUGAACUACAGCUGUCUCUGUCUCUGUCUCUCUGUCUCUCUGUCUCUCUGUCUCUGUCUCUGUCUCUUUCUCUGUCUCUGUCUCUCUCUCUCUCUCUCUCUCUCUGUCUCUGUCUCUCUCUCUCUGUGUGGCUCUCUCUGUCUCUCGCUCUCUCUCUCUCUCUCUCUCUCAGUAGAAGGUAAAACGUGCCUGUAAAGUCGAGCUGUGCCUGCAAGCUGGUUUAACAUGGAAACAGAAAAUAACAAAAUGACGAAAACAACAUUCAAAACACCGGAUUCUCUUGAUGGAUGUCUUUAACUCCUGCCGUUUCCAAUCUCAUUUAAAUUAUUCAAGCCUUGCCAACCACUACAUGUGGGGAAGAUGGAUGCUCAUUUCAUAGCCACAUAACUGGAUAGUGUGUGUUAGACCAGCACAGAGUGACAAGCUUUUUCUCUGUAUAAAUGUUUCUAAAAGAUGGUUGAUUUACCCUGAAAAGUGGCCUUGAUCGUGUGAUAUUUUAUACUUUCGAAAUAAAUGUGGUUAUAUUUGUUUGGUGCAAAAUUA
This is a messenger RNA of Gadus morhua (Atlantic cod), 2893 nucleotides long. It is a transcript of the gene ciartb, whose product is annotated as circadian associated repressor of transcription b. The transcript has 6 exons. Gene Ontology annotation, cellular component: nucleus. The coding region runs from base 193 to 1347 and encodes 384 amino acids. Gene Ontology annotation, biological process: negative regulation of DNA-templated transcription; circadian regulation of gene expression. Lineage: Eukaryota; Metazoa; Chordata; Actinopteri; Gadiformes; Gadidae. The record is from RefSeq and is a predicted model, not a curated record. Gene Ontology annotation, molecular function: RNA polymerase II cis-regulatory region sequence-specific DNA binding.